AUGUCCGACAUCGAUCACACGCAGCCGCAAGGCGCACACCUCAUGCCCCGGAUGCCGUCCUCGCCGCCCCUCGGCCCGAGCGACACAUACCAGGUGGACAGCGAUGAUUUCAUCACCGACGAGGAGAGCAUGCACCCGGAUGAAUACGAUCAGCUCGUGACAGAGGCCGACGCUGGGUACACCGAGGAGGAGACGCUGGAAUUCGUCGCGCAGCUCAAGGAGAUCGGCCUCGUAAAUUUCCUGAGGCAGUACCUCGAGCCGCUCGAUGAUGGCAGCCGGCGCUCGUUGCGCAAGCUCAUGCUUGCGAUCGGGGCUGUGCCCCCGAAACACCUCCGCGCACCGGGAACCCCGGACCUGAACCUGCUGCCGUUCACGAAGGUGGCGCUGGGUCGUAUCCUCCGGCAACGUUCAAAAUUGACGCAGUACAACUCCGUCGAGGACGCUCUUGAGCUUCUCAAGUCGUCAAAGAACAUCAUGAUCCUCUCUGGCGCCGGUAUCUCCACAUCAUGCGGCAUUCCCGACUUCCGUUCCGCCACGGGCUUGUAUGCUACGCUCCAGUCCGAGGGCAAGUAUGACCUCGACGACCCGCAGCAAAUGUUCGACAUCUCCUACUUCCGCGAGCACCCCGAGGUGUUCUACUCGUUCGCCAAGCAGAUCUACCCAUCAAAUUUCACGCCCUCGCCAUGCCACCUCUGGAUCAAGAGCGUCGAGGAUCGCGGGUGCCUGCUGCGCAACUACACGCAGAACAUUGAUACGCUCGAGCAGCUCGCCGGCGUCAAGAACGUGCUGAACUGCCACGGUUCCUUCUCGACAGCCUCCUGUCUCCGGUGUAAGCGCCGCCAGCCCGGCGACGCCAUUGAGGGUCACAUCAUGCGCCAGGAGAUUCCCUGGUGCGAGCCUUGCCGCGCCGAGCGCGCACUGGAAAUUGAGGCUAUCCGCGCGUACAAGUCCAAAAUCCAGAAGCGCAAGGGCAAGGACAGCGACAGCGACGACUCGAUCCCCGAGUGGUCCGGCGAGCCGGGCAUCAUCAAGCCGGACAUCACGUUCUUCGGACAGGCCCUCGAGGACGCUUUCGACGAAUCGCUGUACGAGGACAGGGAGAAGGUCGACCUGCUCGUCAUCAUCGGCACGUCGCUCAAGGUCGCACCUGUGUCCGAGGUCCUCAGCCAUAUUCCGCACAGUGUGCCGCAGAUCUUCAUCAACCUCACCCCCGUCACGCACGUGAACCCCGACAUCUCCCUCCUCGGCGACGCCGACAGUAUUGUGACGUACCUCUCCGACCGACUGGGAUGGCCGUCGCCCUCAAACGGAAAGCCGAUCAAGGUCGCCCCCUCAGACGGCGUCUGGGAGGACGGCUCGCGCGAGGCGAACAAGCAUAUCCACGUGUUCCGCUCAGCGGCGGACCCGCCCAUGUCCGAGGAGCAGCGCCUGAUGAUCGGCACGAACCCGCUCGACGACAUCGUGCCCGUCUCCCUGCAGAGUCCGAAGAAGAAGAAGGGCAAGGGCAAGUCUCGCGGUGGUUCCAAGGCCGGCAGCCGAGCCGGAAGUCGCGCCGGAAGCCGGGCAGGAAGCAAGACCGCCGGCUCGCGAGCGCCGAGCCGUCGGUCUAGCAGACGCGGCACGCCGGUCGAGACGCGCAGCAUGGCCUCGCGCGAGACGUCGCAGGAGAGCGACGAGCGGCCGCCGAAACGAUCUCGCCGCGGCUCCCUCAGCCAUUUGCACGAGGAGAUCAAGCCCGACUUUGACUCGGGCGCGAGCACCCCUGGCGCUGGAGGGGAGGACCACGCGAUCCAGGACGUCAGGAUCGAGAUCAAGGAGCGGCUCGAGGUCACCACCGGCACGGCGACGCCGGUGCAUCCCGAGGACCUGCCUGCUGUGCGUGUCUCGAGGCCGGAGGAGGACGUCAAGCGCGAGCACGAGCCCGUAGACGAGAAGGUCAAUGUCCACCCGCACAAGGCGCUGCCGCUUGCUGCGCUGUUGAACCCGGCUCCGAACUCGUGA
Trichosporon asahii var. asahii CBS 2479 is the source of this 2001-nucleotide messenger RNA. Its product is annotated as histone deacetylase. The coding region runs from base 1 to 2001 and encodes 666 amino acids. Lineage: Eukaryota; Fungi; Basidiomycota; Tremellomycetes; Trichosporonales; Trichosporonaceae. The record is from RefSeq and is a predicted model, not a curated record. The transcript is spliced from 3 exons. Gene Ontology annotation, molecular function: NAD+ binding.